This is a messenger RNA of Clunio marinus, 195 nucleotides long. The record is from the annotation of a GenBank genome assembly. NCBI's taxonomy places the organism in Eukaryota, Metazoa, Arthropoda, Insecta, Diptera, Chironomidae.
AUGAAUGGUGACAAAUUGAAAUUGAAGCAAUUGGGAUUAGAAAUACUUAUGUUGAGAACUGAUCAAGAAAUGGUUUCCGUUUUCAAACAAGAUUUAAUGUUCUGCUGUAGAUAUGUACAUAGUGGAUUAAAUAUGAGAAGUUCCAUGAUAUCCGUGCAAGAUUUUAAUGUUGUUAAGGUUUUGGAGUUAUCUUGA